Messenger RNA from Cylicocyclus nassatus, 1718 nucleotides. The record is from the annotation of a GenBank genome assembly. NCBI's taxonomy places the organism in Eukaryota, Metazoa, Nematoda, Chromadorea, Rhabditida, Strongylidae.
AGGUCAUCGAUGCAUGCAUGCUUAAUUUUACCACUUUUCAUAACAGUCGUCGCAGAAGAUUAUGAAUAUUUGCUGGGAACAGAUGAUCCGCAUUUGUACAAUGAUGCGCCUUUAGACUCAAGUUCCGAAGAUGUCUCCCAUAGCCUGGCUCCGUGUCCAACUAACUAUUUGGAUGGAGACGAUGGAAAAUGUUACAAGGUGUACACCAACCAUUCCAACUACGUUGACGCUUCACAUCAGUGCCAGCGUGAUGGUGGUAAACUUGUUUCAGUUACGAGUGCGAAGAAAAACGAUAUGAUCGCGAAAAUGGCUAGGGAUGCAGGUGUUAUAGUUUGGCUGGGAAUGAAAUGUAUAAAGCCACAUGUAGAAUAUUGUGCAUGGGACGAUUCUUCACGUGCUCCUUAUGCUUAUACCAAUUUUUUCCGAGGCAACCCAAACAGUAUCGGUGAAUGUGUCUUGAUGAUGAUUGGUGAAAUUGCCAAUGGAAAGUGGGUCAGCGCCGACUGUGAUUACAUAAGAAUUGGUUUUGUUUGUCAAGUUACUAGAAAAAAGUAUUGUGGCGAUUAUGAUGAAUAUAAGAAAGGUGGCACAUGUUACAAAGCGUUCAAUCUCCAUCUAUCUCAAGAAGAAGCGGAGCAGUACUGCCAGCAGGACUGUGGUCAUCUCGCCUCUGUACAUAAUUUUGAAGAAAAUCAAUUACUUUAUGAAAUGGCCAAAAACAAUAUGAGCUAUGCACGCAUUGGCCUGAGAACUGUCAAUAACGAAUUAUCAUGGGGAGAUAACUCUACGUUUGAUUACAAUAAUUUCGGUGUCAACAAUACAGCACUUGGCGAUUGUGUAGCUAUGUCACUGAAAAAUGAAGUGAUACGUGCUACUCAAUGGAUAAAUGUGCCAUGCGAUCAAGGACUGCCAUUCAUAUGUCAGAGAGCUCGAGGAGCGUGUUACAAUACUACCUCCACUCUUCCCUCUUCAACAAUGGCACCUAAUACUUGUGAUGAGCCUCAGUACUUUAGCCAAAAUGGCACCAUCUAUUCACCCGGUUUCCCUGACAUGUACUAUGGAGAUAAAUCGUGCUACUAUAUAAUGACAGUAUCUCUUGGUCAACGCGUGCGUGUCCAUUUUCCAUACCUCAACCUCCACCCGGAUAGCUGCAUCAAACUUUAUAACUCUGUCAUCGAUUCGCUACCCUCUGAUUCUGUAACAUUUUUAACUCCACCGACAAAAUACUACGAGUCAUCCACAAAUGUGAUGAAGAUGAUCUUUGUGCCACCACCGAAUGCACAACAACAGUGGUACAACGUUGAUUAUUCAAGCUCGUGGAAAGCGGAAUUUUCUUAAAACGUGAACAAUUUGCUUUGAAACGCAUCCAUUUCCCCUAUUCUUCUGAGGUAUCAAACUAUUAUUUAUUUCUUGAUAGUUUAUUGAUGGUACGAAGAUAUUUACAGUAGAGUAUCCUACGUAAAAUAUGUAUUUGCACAAGGCGGCGCUGAGUGUAAUCUGGAGCUGCUUACUCUAGACUUUUCUUUGUCCUUUUUUGAUCACAACUAUACAGGUGGAAGUGUUCGUUUUGCAGCAAAUUUUUCAAUCAGUAUACGAGCACAGCGAAGCUUGUGAUGCUGCUCGGUUUGCAAACUCACAUAUAUGACUAUAAAUGACUUGACAUAAUGCGUUGGUGUUGUCAAUCUUCUUAGCAGAAAAUGAAUUAUUCAAAAGUGCUG